CGGUCUUCAUUGUACUAGUAUUAUAAAAUGUCCAAAAUGUUGAGGGUCUGUGAGAAGCUUCGCGAGGCGGACGCCAAGAGCAAGAGACACGGCCUGGCGCGAACUGAGACAGACUACCUCCGCGCCCUGGUGGACGCCAUGGCGGACAUGGACAGGGCGGUGGAGGUGGAGGCGCUCAAAACUCUGGGCGACGUGAACUUGGAGAAGGGAAGACGCCGCGGCAAAGAUGUGAAGUUCAGGGACAAGGCCAUGGCGCUGUACAGGGCCGCUUUGCACCGGUGUCAGGACGCCGAGGUGGCGGAAAGUCUACAAAACCGUGACCGUUACGCAGAAAAAGUACGGUCUUACGAUGAUCAACUGACAGAAGGGGACCGCGCACUGACUGAUGGGAAGCUAGACGCAGCGGAAGAGAAGUUUGCUUCAGCCCUGAGAAUAACUCACGAUCCCAACAAACCAGACUGUACCAAAGAGGCAGACUGCCUGUGCAGACUCGGUGACGUGUACGUACAGAGAGGCAAAAGAACAGAAGAGGGGAGGAAAUUCACCCAGGCAGCAGCCCUGUACAACGCAGCCAUGGCCAGAACGGACAGAGGUAAAGACAGAAUACAGACAAGCCUGUGGGGCACGGAGAAAUGGUUUCUUCACCACACAGCACAUGUGGACAGUAAACCGAGUCUUCCUGAUUCGGCCAUGCGUCAUCAGAAGCUACUAGAAGACAUGCGCGCGCGCGCAAAGUCACAAGUAGAAGCCAUUGAUCAUCAACACAAUCCAUAUCAAUAUGAUGAAGAUGACCCGAAGAUGUUACCAGUAGAGGCAAAGCGAGCUGAGGCCGUCAAAGCUCUGUUCAAGACCAUCGCCAAGGAUAGACAGACAUUUAUCCAGACAUUAGUUGACGAAUGCAUCGCCACACUCGGUCCUCCUCCAUGUAAGUACGCUUUCAUUGGCUUGGGCUCACAGGCCACAGAACUGGUGACGCCGUACUCCGACCUGGAGUUCGCCAUUCUGACCGAGGAGGGGAAGGAUGAUGAUGAUACACGGAGGUACUUCAUAAACCUCACACACUACCUGCACCUGAAGGUCAUCAACCUGGGAGAGACCAUCCUCCCGGCCAUGGCCAUCCCGUCACUCAACGACUUUUACUCCGAGGACCAGGAGAGAGACUGGUUCUACGACUCCGUCACGCCUCGUGGGUUCUCCUUCGACGGCUUCAUGCCGUGGGCUUGCAAGACUCCUUUUGGAAGAGACAGAACCAAAACGAAACAACCUGUAAGUCUCAUCCAGACUCCUGCCAAGAUGGCAGCGUUUCAGCAGCUGGAGGUGGCACUGACGGAAGGAUAUCACCUGUCAGACAUCCUCAGGCGGUUCGUUUUCUUAGCUGGUGAAGAAGUCUUGGUAGGCGAGUAUCGGGAAAAGCUCGAUGAAGUUGUCACAAACGAUCUCCUCUCCGAUUUCAAGUCCCGCCUGUCAGCCGUGCAGAUCCUUCAGGAGAACAGAGAGAUGCUCUCCGCCCGUGAACCCACCGGGAAGCUGCUCAACGUCAAGAACAUCUACCGUUUUCCAGGCGUGGCGGUCGAUGUUCUGGCUCUGUGUUGUCAGGUGAACCUGGCCAGCACGUGGGCCGUGAUAGACAGACUGAAGAAGACGGGACAGGUUCAAGAAGAGAACGCCACGCACCUCACGGUUCUCACCGGUAUCUCAGCAGAGCUACGGCUGAGAACGUACAUGGCCAACAGGGGACAAAAGGACAAAACGGCUCAUGAGAAGGUUGCCUCUUCACUUGGGCAUCUGGGAUCAUGUUGGAGUAAACUCGGCGAUGAAGAGAAAGCAAUUAGCUACUACGAGCAGUCACUAGCGAUGACGAAGACCAUCUAUGGACAAAACACUGUACAUCCAUACAUUGCUCUGUUACUAAAUAAUCUAGGAUUGUCUUACAAUAAACUUGGCAAUCAGAAGAAAGCGCUCAGCUACCAUGAACAGUCUCUGAUGAUGAAGAAGGCAAUCUACGGAGAGACGUGUCAUCGGGACAUCGCAACGUCACUUCUUAAUAUCGGAUUAACCUGGUCUAAGCUCGACAACCACCAGAAAGCAAUACGCUACUUCGAAGAGUCGUUGGUGAUGUCGAAAACUGUUUAUGGAGAACACGAGACGCACCCAGAAAUCCCCACGGUCCUCUUCAACAUUGGGUACUCCUGGCAGGCAUUAGGCGAUUACAAGGAAGCGAUAAGCUACUACGAGCAGUUCAUAGAGAUGAAGAAAAUCAUCCACGGACACGACAUGGCACACCCGAAAGUUUUCGAGACAUUCGGUUACCUGGGAUUGUGCUGGAGUGAACUUGGAGAUGAAACGAAAGCAAUCAGCUACUUUGAACAGUCGCUGAGAACGGCGAAAGCUAUCCAUGCAUAUGGAGACAACAAGGCACAUCAUAACAUAGCCAAGCUACUUGAAUUGGUGGGAGAAUCUUGGAGAAAACGUGGAGAUCAGAAGAAAGCAAUCCGCUACUUUGAACAGGCGCUAGUAGCGGCGAAAACUGCAUGUGGAGACAACACGCCAGAUCCAUUCAUUGCCUUGUUACUUCGAAACAUUGGAUUAUGCUGGGAUGAACUUGGCGAUCAGAAAGAAGCAAUCAGGUACUAUGAACAGUCGCUGAGAACGGCGAAAACUAUCUAUGGGGACCAUAAGGCACAUCAUGACAUAGCCAAGCCACUUGAAUUGCUGGGAGCAUCUUGGAGAAAACUUGAAGAUCAGAAGAAAGCGAUCAGCUUCUUUGAACGGGCGCUAAGAGUGACAACAACUGUAUGUGGAGACAACACGGUACAUCCAUACAUUGCCUUUUUACUGCGAAACAUUGGAUCAUGCUGGAGUGAACUUGGCGAUCAGAAAGAAGCAACCAGGUACUAUGAACAGUCACUAACAAUGGAGAAAACUAUCAAUGGACCCAAUACUGUAGACACAAAUGUAGCACGGUUACUUACUGACCUGGGUAUCUCAUGCAGUAAACUCAGAGAUGACAGAAAAGCGAUUCACUAUCUCGAACAGUCCCUGUCAAUGAUGGAAACUAUCUAUGGACGAGACACGCCACAUCAAGAUGUUGUCAGGACACUUGACACACUGGGAACAUCUUGGAGUAGGCUGGAUGGAAGAAAAUCUAUCAGCUACUACGAACAGUCACUGGCGAUGCAGCAAACCAUCUAUGGAGACGACAAGGCAACUCCGGAAAGUGCAGGGACCCUUUAUAACCUGGGGCUGUCCUGGCGUGAACUCGGUGACAACAAGAAAGCAAUCAGCUACUUCGAGCAGUCAUGCUCAACUAUGCGCAAAACACUACAUGGCAACAACAAGAAACACUCAUACAUUGUUGCCUUGUCACUUUUAGAGUUGGGAUCCUCUUGGAGUAAGGUCGGAGAUCAGGAAAGAGCAAUUCGGUUCUUUGAACAGUCACUGGCGAUGAUGAAAACAGUCUAUGGAGACAACAAAGCACAUAUGGACAUUGCCAAGAUACUCUUCAAAUUAGGGUUGGCAUGGGGUAAACAUGGUUAUCAAGAAAAGGCUAUGGAGUUCUUCGAGCAAUCACGGAGUAUGUCUUAUCAUGCUAGUGGCACUCUACAGUUCUGAGUCGGUGUCCAAAAACUCCUUUGGUGGAGGGACGAAAAAGGGGCAAAAGUUUAUCAGUUACAGAGUCACAGACAAUCGAAUGUUUUAUUCAGCUGCAGCCGAUG
Messenger RNA from Branchiostoma belcheri (Belcher's lancelet), 3716 nucleotides. RefSeq lists its product as uncharacterized. Gene Ontology annotation, molecular function: protein binding; [protein-PII] uridylyltransferase activity. The record is from RefSeq and is a predicted model, not a curated record. NCBI's taxonomy places the organism in Eukaryota, Metazoa, Chordata, Leptocardii, Amphioxiformes, Branchiostomatidae.